GCGUUCGCCAACCCCGAGGACGCCCUGAGACACGGAGGCCCCCAGUAUUGCCGGAGCGACCCGGACGUGGAGCGUUGCCUCAGAGCCCACCGGAACGACAUGGAGACCAUCUACCCUUUCCUCUUCCUGGGCCUCGUCUACUCCUUCCUUGGGCCUGACCCUCUCAUCGCCCGGAUGCACUUCCUCAUUGUCUUCCUGGGCCGGCUGGUGCACACCGUGGCCUACCUGGGGAAGCUGCCGGCGCCCACCCGCUCCCUGGCCUACACCCUGGCCCAGCUCCCCUGCGCCUCCAUGGCACUGCAGAUCCUCUGGGAGGCAGCCCGCCACCUGUGACAGCCACUGACUUCUCCUUGGCCACCGGACUGUGAGCCGAGAGCCACCACGACUGGACCUGGGGAGUUGGCCUCCCUUCCGGGUUGCACAGGCUCUGAGUCCCAGUGCCUGGCAACCCGCUGAGCACAUCAGACCCAAGGGACCUGUGUGUGUGUGUGUGCGUGUGCGUGCACUCGUGUGCAAAUGUUUCUUUACCUCUUGGAUCCCUGGAUGAAGUGUCUGAUAGACAAUUUGGAAAUGGAGGUGGGAUGACCAGAGUGAUUGCAAAUGCUUCAAUCAAGUAACAGCAUUAAAGCCUCCCAGGUUGGAAGUGUGCGGUGCACUGCCUUCAGGGCUCCCAAACCCGGGGCUGGAGAGGCAGCUCUCAGACCCUCCCUGGAGGCCCUGGCCCAGUGGGUAGAGGUGGCUGUCUGCAGGGUCCCAGCAAGGGCCUGAUCUGGGAGCCACCAUGGGCCCUUUAGAGACAACCCAGGAGCAGGGAGGUCGCUGAGCGGUUUCCUUGCUGAGACGGGGCUAUGCUCCUCUGUGCCCCGUCCUUUGCUACAGGCCCCUUUCUGGAGCCUUCUCUCUGGCUAGGGUGUGAAUUGGGGUGGGGGCGGUCCCAGAAAGAUCAGCCUUGCUUCGGAGACUUUGCUUUCUUCCCGGAGCUGUCAGUCACUGGUUGAGGACAAUGGCUGUGAGUGACCCACCAGUGAAAGGAACUUUCUGGCUCCUUCAGCUCCCGUGAGGUUUAGAAGCAGCAGCAGUCCACUCCUGGGGGAUCCACGUGUGUGUGCACGUGCCUAUGUGUGUGGUCUCUUGUGCUAAGACACACGGAGUUUGAAUCAUUAAACGGAGUCUGACUGGCUCGGCCCAUG
Tupaia belangeri chinensis (Chinese tree shrew) is the source of this 1190-nucleotide messenger RNA. RefSeq names its product prostaglandin E synthase (gene PTGES). The record is from RefSeq and is a predicted model, not a curated record. Gene Ontology annotation, biological process: prostaglandin biosynthetic process. Gene Ontology annotation, cellular component: membrane. Gene Ontology annotation, molecular function: prostaglandin-E synthase activity. NCBI's taxonomy places the organism in Eukaryota, Metazoa, Chordata, Mammalia, Scandentia, Tupaiidae.